Messenger RNA from Achroia grisella, 1506 nucleotides. It is a transcript of the gene Zpr1, whose product is annotated as zinc finger protein ZPR1. Gene Ontology annotation, cellular component: nucleus; cytoplasm. Gene Ontology annotation, molecular function: zinc ion binding. Lineage: Eukaryota; Metazoa; Arthropoda; Insecta; Lepidoptera; Pyralidae. The transcript is spliced from 11 exons. The record is from RefSeq and is a predicted model, not a curated record. The coding region runs from base 118 to 1479 and encodes 453 amino acids.
GGAAAAACUGAACCAAAACAACUCAUUCAAUUCUUAUUUAAUAAAUUAUUAACCUCUGUUCUUGUUAGUGUUUUGGAAAUUGAAUUUAUUAUUUGCAAUUCUGUGAAUAUUUACAGUAUGUGUACAGAAAAUCAGAAGCCGGUCUUUAGGGACCUCACUGCUGAGGACCCAGACCCUGAAGUUACCGAAAUCGAAUCAUUUUGUGUUAACUGCCAUGCCAAUGGUCUAACGAGACUGCUGCUCACAAGAAUACCAUACUACAAGAAUGUCGUCCUCAUGUCCUUCAGCUGCGAGGAGUGUGGCUACGAGAACAAUGAGAUACAGCCUGGAGGGGCGUACGCUGAGACGGGGGUGAGAUGGAAGCUGAGAGUGGUGGACCACAGAGAUCUGAACCGUCAAGUUGUGAAGAGUGACUACACCAGUGUGAAGAUCCCCGAGCUGGACUUUGAAGUGCCAGCGCAGAGCCAAAAAGGAGAUGUCACCACAGUGGAAGGUAUAAUAACCAGAGCUGAGACCGCCCUCACUCAGGACCAAGAGGCGAGGAGACUAGAUCAUCCGGAGGCAGCAGCACAAAUAGAUGACUUUGUGGAGAGUCUUCAAGAGCUGAGAAGAUUGGACAAGCCGUGGACUCUAGAACUUGAGGAUAUUAGUGGUAAUUGUUUUGUGGAGAAUCCUGAGGUGCCUCGUAAGGACCCUAACUGCGAGAGAACAGACUUCAUACGCUCGGAAGAGGAGAAUCACAUCCUGGGCAUCUUCGCACCAGAUGAGGUGUCAGACGAGGCAGCAAAGCCGACUGUACCCGACGUACUAUUGUCCCCCGCGGACCCCGCGCAGUGUACGUACGAAAGUCUGGCCGCGGACGAGAUACUGCAGUUCCGCACCAACUGUCCGGAGUGCAACGCGCCCGCCGACACCAACAUGAAGAUUACCAACAUUCCACAUUUCAAGGAGGUGGUGAUAAUGGCGACCAACUGUGAUGCAUGCGGACACCGCACCAACGAAGUGAAGUCUGGUGGUGGUGUGGAAGACAAGGGUGUCAGGUUCGAGGUCCGAGUCGCUGGUAGACACGACUUCUCCCGGGAUAUACUCAAGGCGGAGACGUGUUCUAUGGAGAUACCGGAGCUGGAGGUGUCUGUGGGCGGGCGCGCGCUGGGAGGACGGUUCACCACCGCCGAGGGACUGCUGCGGGCCACCGCGCACCAGCUGGCCACCGCGCCCGCCGCCACCGGGGACGCGCCCUCCCGGGCCGCGCCCGGCCUCCACCGAUUCAUAGACAAGCUGUAUGAGGUAUUGGACGGGAAGCGUUCAGUUACUAUAGUGUUGGAUGAUCCAGCUGGGAACUCAUAUGUGCAGAGCCUGAGCGAUGACCCCAACACACUUGAUGAUGGUAUAAAAAUAAGUCGAUACGACCGAUCCUUCGAGCAAAACGAGGAGUUGGGACUCAACGAUAUGAAGACCGAAGGAUACCAAGGCAGCUAAGUUAUUUUAUACCUAAAAUAUAAUAUA